AUGGAUCCUGAAUUACAAGCGUUAAGAGAAGCUAGAUUAGCUGAAUUGAAGAAUAAGAGUAAUGGCGGUGGGAAUAGAAGUAGUGCAAAUGAUACUGUGUCCAGUAUAGGAUCUAGUAUUGUUGGCUAUUUAGAACCUGAAGCAUUAGAAAGAUUGAAAAGAGUAUCAUUAGUGAAACCUGAAAGAGCACAAUCUGUGGAAAAUUAUUUGAAACAGAUCAUUAGUGGUAGAGCUAUUCGUUCUAAGAUUAGUGAGGAUGAAAUUGUUCAAAUAUUGAAUGGUAUUGCUAGAGAAGAAAAUAAAAAAAAUGAAACCAAGAUUAUUUUUAAUAGGAAGAAUGAUAUUUUCAAUGAAGUGAGUAAUUUAAAGGAAAAUUCUAAUGAUGAUGAUGAAGAUGAUGAUUUUUUUGAUUAA
This is a messenger RNA of Henningerozyma blattae CBS 6284, 414 nucleotides long. RefSeq names its product Sdd2p (gene SDD2). The record is from RefSeq and is a predicted model, not a curated record. Bases 1 to 414 code for a protein of 137 amino acids. Gene Ontology annotation, cellular component: nucleus; cytosol. Gene Ontology annotation, molecular function: DNA binding. Lineage: Eukaryota; Fungi; Ascomycota; Saccharomycetes; Saccharomycetales; Saccharomycetaceae. The transcript has a single exon.